Molecule: messenger RNA, 1596 nt
Organism: Ahaetulla prasina
Lineage: Eukaryota; Metazoa; Chordata; Lepidosauria; Squamata; Colubridae
Gene: GNMT
Product: glycine N-methyltransferase
Exons: 6
Coding region: 113-997 (294 amino acids)
Biological process (GO): one-carbon metabolic process; protein homotetramerization; regulation of gluconeogenesis
Cellular component (GO): cytosol
Molecular function (GO): glycine binding; glycine N-methyltransferase activity; identical protein binding
Source: RefSeq, a predicted model, not a curated record
CCUCUGGCGACCGGCUGCCGGCUCCCCUGGGGAUCCUAAUUGCUGGAAGCUGCAGCUCCGGCGCAGCUGAUCCGGAGCAGUUGAAGAGGUCGGAACUGCCGCCCGCCUCGCCAUGGUGGACAGCAUCUAUCGGACUCGCUCGCUGGGCGUGGCAGCCGAAGGGCUCCCGGACCAGUAUGCAGACGGCCGGGCGGCGCGCGUCUGGCAGCUCUACAUUGGCGAUACGCGGAGCCGCACGGCCGAAUAUAAGAACUGGCUGGUGUCGUUGCUGCGCGGUCAGUGCUGCAAGACGGUGCUGGACGUGGCCUGCGGCACCGGUGUGGAUUCCAUUAUGUUGGUUGAAGAAGGAUUUAGUGUCACCAGUGUAGAUGCCAGUGACAAAAUGCUCAAAUACGCCUUGAAGGAGCGAUGGAACCGUCGAAAAGAAGAUCCAUUUGAUCAUUGGGUAAUUGAAGAGGCUAAUUGGCUCACCUUGCCACAGGAUCUACAGAAACCUGGUGAAGGCUUUGAUGCUGUCAUCUGCUUAGGGAAUUCUUUUGCCCAUCUUCCAGAUUUUAAAGGUGACCAGAAUGUUCACAAACAGGCUCUUAGGAAUAUUGCCAGCAUGGUUCGUCCAGGUGGCAUUCUUGUCAUUGACCACCGUAAUUAUGACUACAUCUUGGAAACAGGUUGCGCCCCUCCUGGGAAAAAUAUCUACUACAAGAGUGAUUUAACCAAGGACAUUACUACCUCGGUUCUCCUUGUGAACAACAAACCAAACAUGGUGACAUUGGACUACACUGUGCAGGUCCCACAUGAAGGCAAUGAUGGGGAUUCAGAUUUAAGUCAGUUCCGUCUUUCUUAUUAUCCUCAUCGUCUGGAGUCUUUCACGGAACUAUUGAAAAAUGCAUUUCAAGGCCAAUGUGAACACACAGUCCUGGGGGACUUCCAGCCUUACACACUAGGUCAGAAGCCUGGCCCAUGCUAUUUCAUCCAUGUAGUGAAGAGAACUGGCUGAGACCUAGUCAACAGACUACUUUAGCAGUCAUACAGACAGGGUCUUUCUCAGUGGGGGGCAAGAAUUUGUUCAAGCAGGAAUAUAUAUGCAGAGGUACUACAUGAACCAGAGAAGAAUUUUUCCAGAGUCCAGUCUAAUUAAUCCACUUUGAGGAUUGAAAUGCUCAAUGGCAUUGGAGGGAAGGAGGUGGGAUAAGAUUGCUUUGCAUCUCAAGUCUCAGUUGCACAGUUGGCUAAAAUGUUCAUUGUUCUCUCUUGAUAUUUUCUUCCUCUUUUUGCUGGAAAUACCUUGCUAAUUUACACCUAUGUAAAUUACGUUGACUAACGUUUACACCUAUGUAAAUUAUGUUAAACUAAUGAUUACAAUGAUGCAGGGUUUCUUCAAGGGCUGGGAAGAAAGGAAUGACGGGAACAAAAAACCUUAUUUCAUUCUUUAUUGUGCCUGGGGAAUCAGUGCCCCUUCAGUUUAAGUUGGAUUAUACUCUUCACUACUGCCUAUUGCCUACACUAGCUGGAGCUGAUCAGGACUGAUGACUGGUGUGUGUUUCCAAAACCUUGUGAGAUAACUUCAAAAUAAAUCUACUUCCUGCCUUCACACUA